GCCACCGGAGACGACAAUACAUAGGUGGCGAAAUUGAGAAUAAACCGCAGCGAGAAAGCACUAACGGAUCCAGGCUCCAUUAAUGCAUGAUUAAACUAAUCCAUGCAUGUUUCGUUUGUCCCACACUACCCGAUCCAUUGGUUUGUAGGUAUUAGGACUAACUUACUCUCUAAUUAGUAAUUAGCAAACGCUUCUUCCUUAACGUACGGCUCUACUGAUCAUCAAUUGUUUGUGUGUAUAUAUAGGGCACCCUCCGAGCCCACCAAUACAAACAACCCAGUUAAGAGAUAGAUAGCACUCAAUCAAUCAUUCAAAACCAUAUAUAUCAAUGGCAGCUUCUUCCAUCGCCGUCCUCACUAUCCUAAUCGGAAUCAUGAUAGCGACGACGCCGUUCGACGGCGCGAACGCCGAGGACGCCGCCCCUCCAUUGUACGUGUGCAACGGCAAUGUGGACGCCGGCAUGACUCCAUGCGUUAGCAAAAUGGCAACCACUUUGAUAACGAGGGAUCCGAGGCGCGGCGGGAGGACGAAUCAGUGCAGCGUCAACGCCACCACGACGCUCCAUGCAGUGGCAUACUGUUACGACAUAGACUAUCUCCCGCUCUGCCGCUUGUGCUUGCAACAUGCUACGAAGAAGGUGAUGAGCAGUUGUCCGGAUCGGGUCGGGGCCAGAAUCAACAACACUCUGUGUGCGUUUAGAUACGAGGCUUAUUCUUUCUUCUGAGUUUUGGCCCAUGCAACAAUUAAUGGGUUUCGUCGACCGAUCGACCGGCGACUUUAUUCACAAGGAUUGAUGCCAAAAGCUUAUAAUUAGCUUGCAUCGAUCAUAAAAUUGAUACUACCUAUCUAGUUUCUGAAGUUUCUGUGUUUUGCUGUAUUUUUUUCCUUUUGUUUCUGGGCACAUGCAUAUGGAUUUUGUAUGUGUGGUGAUAGAGCUUUUGCUUGAUGCACUCAUGUUUUUCUCGAUAUUGAGUAGUAUCUAUUUCAUUUAUCAGUUAUCAGUAUAUGCUUGAAUUUUUUUAUUUUGAUUCAUGAAUUAGGGGUGACCAUUGGAUAACAUUUACGAAUUCGUGAUGAGUUGGAUUUAAUGACUUGAGAUAUUCAUCCGUUGAUUAGUUAAGUGCAUUUGUUACUAACUUGAGAACGACACUUGCACUAUAAAAGACAUGUUGAUCUUUGUUGCAAAGACUCAUGACAUGAAUAAAUGUGAAAAACCAUGUUGAGUGAGAUCCUAAUAACUAGAAAAAUACAAGAUGUACAGCUGCAUACAUGUUUGAUGAUGCUCGUAUAAAUAUUUAAAGAACACCUAAGACGGUGUAAGAAAGUUAGAAUAUACUAGCAUUUACAGUCUGCAGGAGGCAGCUGAUAAACAUGAUACUCGAUUUAGUGGGGGGUACUUGGCAGGAUUAUUGAUUGUCCUAGUAUGAAGCAUUGAAAUGCUAUUGAAAGGGGUUAUGAGACACCUUAAGAGAACAGUAGACAUUGAUAUAAGUUAUCAACGGUUUCGUACAGUAUUGGUAGGGUAUAUUGAUGCGGACGAGAAUACCCUAUAGAAGACUCCAAGGCAUCCAGUGGACAUGUUUUAAACAUCACUGGAAGUGUUGUGUCUUGGAAUACUAAGAAGUAAAUGACCCUCGCUCAAUCAACUAAGAAAUCAGAAAUGAUAGAGCUAGCAAUGGCUAGUAAAGAGAAAAGUUGAUUGAGAGGGUUAUUACUACAGAUUCCCUUAUGGGAAAGACCGAUCCCUCCGGUAGUUGAUUCAUUGUGAUAGCACCGCAACUAUUACUAAAGAAGGGAACCAGUUCUAUAACGAAAAGAGACGACAAAUUCAUCGUAAGCACAGUACUGUAAGAGAACUUCUAACGAUAGGAGCAAUGAGGGUGGAUCCUGUAAGGUCCUAAUAGAAUCUAGCUGAUCCUUUGACGAAAGGAUUAUCUAGAGAGAAAGUCCAAAGUACCGCCAAGGGUAUGAGACGUAUGCCUACCGAACCACGGACUACAAGUGAUGGUAACCCGACCCAAUAGAUUGGAGAUCCCAAGAAAUGGGUUCAAUGGGUAAUAACAAGUCAUGAGUAGUAUGCGAAAAGUUCAUGCAUAGUGAAGCAUGAAUCCCAAAGCCUUAGAGGUUGAGUUAAACUGUUACUGAGAUGUAUACUCUAUGUGGAGUGAAGUACUUUACUUUGGGGGUACUUCUGAUAGACUCACCUAUGUGAAUGUGGGAGUGGGGUCGCUCCCUAUGAAACUUUGGAGGCACAAAGUUGCUAGAGCGUUCACUAAACCGGGAUAACGUGCAUGACCAUAAACGCAUGACCUAUGAGAGAAUAUCACUCAAUGAAAGGAUCCGGUGUGCUACAUUGUCUGAGAUAGGGUUCAAGACUACGAGUCACCCUUAUGAAAUCGAAAGUGUAACCACUACGCUAAGGUUCAAAUCUUCGUGAUACCUUAGCUUAUGCCCGAUCUUAUGGAACUGUUGAUGCUCAGAGAUAGUUUUAAAACUAUUCAAGUGGGGGAUUGUUGGGAUGAAUAGCCUUGAAAAGCUAUAAAUGAAAUUUCUAAUUAAUUAUCCAGUAUUUUCCCAUAAUACUUAAAUAAGAUGGAUAAUUAAUAAAAAGAAUAUUAUGAAGAUAAUUAGGAAUAAUUAUCUUAAUAGAUUAUAUUUUAAUUA
Messenger RNA from Linum trigynum, 2664 nucleotides. The record is from the annotation of a GenBank genome assembly. NCBI's taxonomy places the organism in Eukaryota, Viridiplantae, Streptophyta, Magnoliopsida, Malpighiales, Linaceae.